Molecule: messenger RNA, 978 nt
Organism: Penicillium mononematosum
Lineage: Eukaryota; Fungi; Ascomycota; Eurotiomycetes; Eurotiales; Aspergillaceae
Exons: 3
Coding region: 1-978 (325 amino acids)
Biological process (GO): carbohydrate metabolic process
Molecular function (GO): arabinan endo-1,5-alpha-L-arabinosidase activity
Source: RefSeq, a predicted model, not a curated record
AUGUUUGGUCUUAUUCCGCUUCUUUUUACUGCGCUUGCCAGCGCAUACCCCAACCGGGGUCCUUGCACAGGCAACUGCUGGGCCCAUGACCCUGCUAUGAUCCAGCGUGUCUCUGAUGGGAAAUACUACCGCUUUUCGACGGGCACUGGUGUCAGCACUCAUAGCUCGCCGUCCGUUAAGGGUCCUUGGACGGACCUUGGCCCGGCAUUGCCAGAUGGGUCCAAGAUCCACCUCGACGGUGUAGACAGCACGAAUAUCUGGGCCCCUGAUGUCCACUAUCAGAAUGACCAGUACUACAUGUACUACGUCCUGUCGAAGAUCGGCACCCAGAACUCCCAGAUCGGUGUCGCAACAUCCAAGACCAUGGAGCCCGGUAGCUGGACUGACCAUGGUUCCAUUGGUCUCCCUGCAAACGAGAACUACAACCGUAUCGAUCCCGCCUGGAUCAGCAUUGGUGGCAAGAACUACAUGAACUUUGGUUCCUUCUGGGGCGAUAUCUUCCAGGUCCCGAUGGACACUCCCCUCAAAGUUGGCGGCGCAACUCCCUACCAAAUCUCCUUCAACGCUACUCUCAACCACCGCGAGGAAGGCGCGUACGAGUUCAAGCACGGUGACUACUACUACCUCCUCUACUCUGCUGGUAUUGCGGGCAAGUACACAAAGACAUUCCCUGCUGAGGGUGCAGAGUACCACAUUCGUGUCUGCCGGUCCAAGACCGGCCUUGGUGACUUUGUUGACGCCGACGGAAAGUCGUGCAAGGAGACUGGUGGCACCAUGCUCCUCUCCAGCCACGGCCAGGUAUUUGGACCUGGUGGCCCUGGUGUUGUCAAGGACAAGGAUCUCGGUGUGGUCAUGUACUACCACUACUACCCACUUGCCGUCAAGGAGAAAACCGAGGUCUCGGACAACGCGAACUACAGGUACGCGUGGAACGUCCUCGGCUUUGAGAACGGCUGGCCUUUCGUGAAGGCCAAUUAG